Eucalyptus grandis is the source of this 2004-nucleotide messenger RNA. Its product is annotated as alpha-farnesene synthase. The transcript is spliced from 9 exons. Gene Ontology annotation, biological process: diterpenoid biosynthetic process. The coding region runs from base 1 to 2004 and encodes 667 amino acids. The record is from RefSeq and is a predicted model, not a curated record. Gene Ontology annotation, molecular function: terpene synthase activity; magnesium ion binding. NCBI's taxonomy places the organism in Eukaryota, Viridiplantae, Streptophyta, Magnoliopsida, Myrtales, Myrtaceae.
AUGGCGGUUGGCGAAUACCAUUCACUAUCUCAACAUGCUAAAGGCAGUCAGUCUCAAGAUCGAUUGGAGUGUUUUGGAGUCCUCGAUGAUGAAGAUGUUGGAGAGACAGAUUCAGCGCAUGGAGCUCCGAUUCGAAAGAACCUUCCAAUUUGCCCUCUUGAUAACUACCGUCGAUAUUACAUUUCAGAAUGCCCUUUGCCAGAGGUCGCCAAAGCUGAUCGGGUUGAACAGCGUCGAGGCCAGAGCUUGAGCGACGGGGUGCUGCAACAGAAGACCGAUAUGCUGAGGAAUAGAUUGGCAGCAUAUCGGGCAGAAGGGGUCUGGGACAAUCCGACGGUUGAAGAGAUUAGCUCGGGUUGCAAUAGCAUUCUGGCAGACGGACUAGAGGAAAGUACGAAUUUUGGGAAUUAUCUUCAUCGACCAAAUUUGCCGCCAGAGACUCUGAUUAGUCCGAAAGAAGGAAUUGAACAACGGAUGGAACGACUCAUGGAGGAUGUAAAGCCAAUGUUUCCAAAAGCAGUCGAUUCGCUUGCCAAGUUAGAGUUGAUCGACAGGAUGAGAAAAAUGGGGCUGUCCAACCUUUUUGACAAUGAGAUGAAGGAAGCUCUUGAAACAGUUGCAUCCACCAAAAAUGGCAUUUUCGACAUGGAAAAUCAUGUCUAUGCUAGGGCACUUCGAUUCAGACUCCUUCGACAGCAUGGUUAUGUGGUUUCACAAGAUGAAAUGAGAAGCUUCAAAGAAGAAAGCAAAACAUUCAACAGAAGCAAUUGCGAAGAUGUUGAAGCUAUGAUGCAGCUUCUUGAGGCUUCACAUCUGGCUGUGGAAGGUGAAAACAUUUUGGACGAAGGGAAAGCCUUCUCAACUGGGAUUCUUCGCGAGAGAGUCUCCAGUUUGGACGGUCGGCUCCUCAAAUGCGCCGUUCAUGCUUUGGAGCUUCCGAUGCACCGGAGGCUCCAGUGGUUUGACGUCAAAUGGCAAAUCGACUUGUACGAGCAACAAGAGGACAAGCAAAGUAAUCUGCUGGAGCUUGCCAAGCUCAAUUUCAACACGGUCCAAGCCACACACCGGAGAGAUCUUAUAGAGAUAUCCAGGUGGUGGAGGGAUCUGGGACUUAUCGAACAUGUGGACUUCACAAGGGAUCGUCCGGUCGAGAGUUUCUUGUGCGCCCUCGGACUCUCUCAGGAGCCACGGUUCAGCUCACUCCGAAAAUCUCUCACAAAAGUCAUCAUCUUUAUACUAGUGAUUGACGAUGUCUACGACCUUUAUGGUUCGUUGGAGGAAUUAGAAUGCUUCACCAGCGUGGUUACCAGAUGGGACUCGGAGCCGAUUCAACAGCUUCCCGAGUGCAUGAAGUUUUGUUUCCGAGCACUUCAUGACCUUACAUACGAAAUCGCUCACGAAAUUGGCAAGGAGGAAGAUUGGCAUCGAGUGCUACCACAUCUCAUGAAAGCUUGGGCAGACUUUUGCAAAGCACUACUUACUGAAGCAAAGUGGGACCAUUUGGGCUACACACCCUCUUUGGAAGAGUACUUGAGCAAUGCUUGGACAUCCUCUUCAGGACCCCUGCUCUUGUCCCAUGCUUAUUUCUUUGUGGGACAUAUGAAAUUGGAGGAUGCAGCAGAGUUGGUGGAGAGCAAGAAGGAUCUGAUAUACAAUGCGUCCAUGAUAAUCCGACUCUGCAACGACCUAAGAACGUCCAAGGCCGAAAUAGAAAGAGGAGAUGCUCCAUCAUCAAUGGUGUGUUACAUGCGAGAAGCAAAUGUAUCAGAAGACAUUGCUCGGAAGCAUAUCAAGGGAUUGAUAGACCAAGCAUGGAAAAACAUUAAUGCUCAUUGCUUUGUCAAUGCUGAGACACCAUUUCUCCGACCCUACAUCGAUGUCACUGUGAACGCUGCUCGUGCUGCAUACAUGAUCUACCAGUCCGGAGAUGGGUUCGGCGUCCAGGACGGCACGAUUGGGCAGCAAAUGCUAUCUGCUGUGAUCGAGCCUCUUGCUCUUGAUUAA